Molecule: messenger RNA, 1180 nt
Organism: Pneumocystis murina B123
Lineage: Eukaryota; Fungi; Ascomycota; Pneumocystomycetes; Pneumocystales; Pneumocystaceae
Exons: 1
Coding region: 163-1062 (299 amino acids)
Biological process (GO): regulation of DNA-templated transcription
Cellular component (GO): nucleus
Molecular function (GO): DNA-binding transcription factor activity, RNA polymerase II-specific; RNA polymerase II cis-regulatory region sequence-specific DNA binding
Source: RefSeq, a predicted model, not a curated record
GAUGAUCAAUCAGUUUUAUGUCGUCGUGUGUUAAUUUUAGGAAAAAAUUGGGAAAAAGUAGCAGAAGGUAUUACUGGACAUGAUGCGAAUAGUUGUAGAGACGAAUGGGAAAGGAUUGAUGAGAAAAAAAAUUCGGUUAAUCUUUAUCCUAAAUAUUCAAGUAUGAAGUUUUGGACUCCUCCUCAAGUAUCGAAAUUGCAGGAUUCUUUACAAGUAUAUAGACUUAAUAAGGGGUUGAGUGGUUUUAUAUCAAGGAAUGAUUCUAUAUGGAGUGAAAUAUCAUCUCGGAUUGGUAAAACAGCAGCACAAUGUUAUUUAAAAUGGAAACGUUCAUUAAAUCGAGAGAUUAUUAAAGGUCCAUGGACUUCAUCAGAGAAAGAAAUUAUUGAAGAAGCACAUAAGAAAUAUGGAAGUCAUUGGAAAAAAAUAUCAAUGUUAGUUCCAGGUCGGACACCUGAGCAGAUUGAAAUUUAUUUUCGGGAAAAUAGAAGAAAUCAUUUCAAAAGCAAUCUUCGAUAUUCCCCCUAUAUUCUUGAUAAUAUAGAUCAUGCAUUGUCUACAGGUCUAUAUUACAUGGAAAAUGGGAAAAUAUCAUGGACAAAACUUUCAAAAGAUCGUUUUCCUAAUAUUAAACCUAUACAACUUAGAAAAGCAUGGUUACGUAAUAAUACAAUUGGUUUUAAAAGGAGAUUAUGGACACCAGAAGAUAUAGAAAGACUUGUAAAGGCUGUAGAAUUUGUCCGUUCAUCCAAUCUUUCCUAUCAGAUUUGGAAAGCAGUAGCUGAGUUAGUUCCUGGACGUACUCCUGCAUCUUGUAAAACAAAAUAUCGUUAUCUCAAAUUUCAAAGACCUGCUUCCAAAAUUCAUCAUUGGACUACUGUUCAAUAUUUACGACUUAUUAAUAGUGCAGUUACAAGACAAUUUCGAUGGGUCGAUGUAGCAAUAGAUAUACGUCAGCCUGAAGCACUUUGCCGUACUAAAUUUCAUGAUUUGCUUUUAGAAAAAGGAACUAUAUCAGGAAAUCUUGCAAGAGAAGCAUGGUUUGAAAGAAAGAAGACAUAGUAUAAACAUUUUAAAAAUAUCUUAAGUAUUUCAAAAAAAUCUUUCAAUAUAUACUUCAAUGUCAUUUCAUAUAAAAUCUUCUAAAAAAUAACACACAAACAACUUUCUAUAUUUUUCU